Oncorhynchus keta (chum salmon) is the source of this 1590-nucleotide messenger RNA. RefSeq lists its product as uncharacterized. Lineage: Eukaryota; Metazoa; Chordata; Actinopteri; Salmoniformes; Salmonidae. The coding region runs from base 259 to 1590 and encodes 443 amino acids. The record is from RefSeq and is a predicted model, not a curated record. The transcript has 4 exons.
CCUGGGAUAAGCUGUAAACACUCACAUAGAAGAUGAAGAGGAGAGGGAAAAGGACGAAGAGGACGAGAGGGAGGAUGAAGAGGAGGAGAGGGAGGAGGAAGAAGAGAGGGAGGACGAAGAGGACGAGAGGGAGGAGGUGAAAGAGGAGGACAAGCAGGAGGAAGAGGAGGAGCGGGAGAAAGAGGAGGAGGACGAAGAGGAGGAUGAAGAGGACGAGGAGAGGGAAGAGGAGAGGCUGCUACAGGUUCUAACGGUUUGAUGCCUCUCCUAGAACAGCUUCUGCUGGAUGAGCCUGCUACAGGUUCUAAUGGUUUGAUGCCUCUCCUAGAACAGCUUCUGCUGGAUGAGCCUGCUACAGGUUCUAACGGUUUAAUGCCUCUCCUAGAACAGCUUCUGCUGGAUGAGCCUGCUACAGGUUCUAACGGUUUGAUGCCUCUCCUAGAACAGCUUCUGCUGGAUGAGCCUGCUACAGGUUCUAACGGUUUGAUGCCUCUCCUAGAACAGCUUCUGCUGGAUGAGCCUGCUACAGGUUCUAACGGUUUGAUGCCUCUCCUAGAACAGCUUCUGCUCGAUGAGCCUGCUACAGGUUCUAACGGUUUGAUGCCUCUCCUAGAACAGCUUCUGCUGGAUGAGCCUGCUACAGGUUCUAACGGUUUGAUGCCUCUCCUAGAACAGCUUCUGCUGGAUGAGCCUGCUACAGGUUCUAACGGUUUGAUGCCUCUCCUAGAACAGCUUCUGCUGGAUGAGCCUGCUACAGGUUCUAACGGUUUGAUGCCUCUCCUAGAACAGCUUCUGCUGGAUGAGCCUGCUACAGGUUCUAACGGUUUGAUGCCUCUCCUAGAACAGCUUCUGCUGGAUGAGCCUGCUACAGGUUCUAACGGUUUGAUGCCUCUCCUAGAACAGCUUCUGCUGGAUGAGCCUGCUACAGGUUCUAACGGUUUGAUGCCUCUCCUAGAACAGCUUCUGCUGGAUGAGCCUGCUACAGGUUCUAACGGUUUGAUGCCUCUCCUAGAACAGCUUCUGCUGGAUGAGCCUGCUACAGGUUCUAACGGUUUGAUGCCUCUCCUAGAACAGCUUCUGCUCGAUGAGCCUGCUACAGGUUCUAACGGUUUGAUGCCUCUCCUAGAACAGCUUCUGCUGGAUGAGCCUGCUACAGGUUCUAACGGUUUGAUGCCUCUCCUAGAACAGCUUCUGCUGGAUGAGCCUGCUACAGGUUCUAACGGUUUGAUGCCUCUCCUAGAACAGCUUCUGCUGGAUGAGCCUGCUACAGGUUCUAACGGUUUGAUGCCUCUCCUAGAACAGCUUCUGCUGGAUGAGCCUGCUACAGGUUCUAACGGUUUGAUGCCUCUCCUAGAACAGCUUCUGCUCGAUGAGCCUGCUACAGGUUCUAACGGUUUGAUGCCUCUCCUAGAACAGCUUCUGCUCGAUGAGCCUGCUACAGGUUCUAACGGUUUAAUGCCUCUCCUAGAACAGCUUCUGCUGGAUGAGCCUGCUACAGGUUCUAACGGUUUGAUGCCUCUCCUAGAACAGCUUCUACUGGAUGAGCCUGCUACAGGUUCUAACGGCGUUCCGUUCAGCCCGUGUCUUUAA